Molecule: messenger RNA, 6423 nt
Organism: Coprinopsis cinerea okayama7#130
Lineage: Eukaryota; Fungi; Basidiomycota; Agaricomycetes; Agaricales; Psathyrellaceae
Product: microtubule associated protein
Exons: 14
Coding region: 1-6423 (2140 amino acids)
Biological process (GO): establishment or maintenance of microtubule cytoskeleton polarity; microtubule polymerization; mitotic spindle organization
Cellular component (GO): centrosome; microtubule plus-end; kinetochore
Molecular function (GO): microtubule plus-end binding; microtubule plus end polymerase activity
Source: RefSeq, a predicted model, not a curated record
AUGGACGGUCCAGCUCCACCAGAGGAGGAUUUCACCACCCUCCCAAUAUCCGACAGAAUCGCCCACAAAAACUGGAAAGCCCGUGUCAGUGGUUACGAAGCUUUAAUCAAGACCUUCCAGAAUACCGCCUCAGACACAGAUCCCGCAUUCAAGCCAUAUAUCUCCAACACAGACCUCAUAAAGAAGUUCGCAACAGAUGCAAAUGCAGUGGCUCAGGAAAAGGGUGUAGAGUCCCUGGUCGCCCUCGUCAAGUUCGCUGGAGAGACAGCAGCAAAGACCCGCGAGGCAAUCGUGCCCGCGCUCGUGGACAAAUGCCUGGGUUCAACCCGUGCAGGAACGAGAAACCAGGCAAUUGAAUUGGUUCUGCAAUAUGUUGAAGUUGAAAACGGGGGAACUGGCGUUAACGAUCUCCUCCCCGGUCUAGGUGCAAAACAGCCAAAGGUCGUGGCUGGAUGUGUUACAGCUUUGAAAGAAGUUAUUCGCAACUUCGGCAUACAAGUUACACCACCCCCGCCAGUUUUGAAGGCCCUCCCCAAAAUAUUUGCUCACAGUGACAAGACAGUCAGAGCAGAGGGAACAGCCCUAGCACUCAGCCUCUACCAGUAUCUCGGACCCGGAAUCGAGUCAUGGCUUUCAGACCUCAAACCCGUCCAGGUUAAAGAGUUGAAGGAGGCUUUCGAGGGGUUGGAAAAGGAUGGGAAAGGGAAGGGAUCUGUUAAACCCGAGCGUUUGACGAGGGAACUUGCGCGCGAGGCCGAAUUGCAGGCAGACGCUGGAGAAGAGGCUGCGGAAGACGAUGCCCCUGCAGAGCCCGAGGACUUUGAUCCACGAGCCUUUGCAGAGCCCGAAGAUAUCGUACCCAAACUACCUGCUAACUUGCACACAAAUUUGAAAUCAUCGAAGUGGAAGGAGCGCAAGGAGGCCCUCGACGAUCUUUUGACCCUGGUCAAUGCCACCCCCCGGAUAAAGGAUGCACCAGAGCUCUCAGAACUUGCAAAAGCACUGGCAACCUGCAUCUCGAAAGAUGCCAACAUCAAUUGCGUUAUGGUCGCCGCCAACUGUUUAGAAGGUCUUGCAAAGGCGAUGAUGGAUUCUUUCGCCAAAUAUCGAGAGAGCACAGUCCCACUCAUGCUCGUUCGGUUGAAGGAACGCAAAGCGACUGUAACCGACGCGAUCGGGGCCGCAUUAGAUGCUAUCUUCUCCACGGUUACCUUGAACGACAUCCUGCCGGAUUUAGAGCCGGCUCUGAAGGAUAAGAACCCUCAAGUCAAGGAAGGGACGUUGAAGUUCCUGGGUCGUGCUCUUUCAGCGGCCACUAGUGCUAUUCCUCCCAACCAGAUCAAGCCGCUAUCCGAAAGUUUGGCAGUAUUGCUGGAAGAUGGCUUCGAGGGCGCUCGUAAUGAAGCUGCAAACUGCUUUGGUACACUUAUGAAGAUGGUAGGGGAACGACCCCUCAACGCGAUCAUGGAUUCAAUGGCAGAUGUAAGAAAAGCAAAGGUGAAAGAAGCCUUCGAGAAAGCAACCGUGAAAUGCAAAGCAGGCGGUGCAGCUCCAGCUCGCAAGGCCCCUCCUGCCGCCGCGGCACCCAAAGCGCCAGCCACCAAAAAGCCCGCAGCCAAACCUCCUGCAGCAGCAGCUCCUCCCCCCGAGCCAGAGAAGGAGCCUGAGGCCCCGCCCCCUCCUAAGAAACCUGUUGCUAAACCAUCGGCCAAGAAAGUUCCGGCUGUUGUGGCUGCGGCCUCUGCUCCUGCUGCAGCAAAGAAGCCCGUUGGGACUGCCCCUCCCGCUGCCAAAGGAGGGAAGCCUGCACCCGCGCCAGCUGCGAGUGCAUUAGAUAGUUUCAAAUACAAGCACACUCCCGAAGAUGCAGAAGCAGUGGCUGCCGACAUGAUUCCUUCGAACCUGCUUACCGAUUUCGCAGACUCCAACUGGAAAACGCGAUUGGCCGCCCUAGAGGAAAUGACAACAUGGCUAGAAGGCGAAGUGGACACGAUUGAUGCCGAGGUACUUGUACGCGCUCUGGCAAAGAAGGGUUGGAGCGAGAAGAACUUCCAAGUGUCGACGAAACUCUAUGCCAUUCUGAGUAUCCUCGCUCAGAGGUGUCCCAGUUUCGGUCGGUCUUGCGUGGCUCUGAGCGUUGGUCAUCUCACGGAGAAGCUUGGUGACAUGAAGUUAAAGAAGCCAGCUGGAGACACUUUGUUGGAUUUUGUGGAGAAAACUUCGCUGCAGUUUGUCCUUUCUCAAGCGUACGAGCCGUUGUCCAAACAGAAGGCUCCCAAGGUCCUCGCCGACGCUAUCACCUGGAUUGGUACUGCUCUGACUGAGUUUGGAAUCGCGGGUCUGUCUCUGCGUUCGGUCAUCGAUUUCCUCAAGGUCGGCCUCGCAAACUCUAAUGCUGCUGUCCGUACCAGUGCAACGAAGACAUUAGUUACUAUCAAAUUGUUCGCUGGUUCAGGCAUCAAAGACCUCCUGGAAGACAUCAAUCCUCAGCUACUUUCAACCAUCUCGAGUGAAUUCGACAAAGCAGAGGGUACACCAGCACCAACGCCGUCUCGAACAUCGGCCGACGUUGUUAACCUUGCACCUGCGGGUGGAAGUGGGAAGGGUGGCGCUGCAGCUGCGGAUGCUCUCGACGACCUCUUCCCGAGAGUCGAGUUGGAUGGCUUGAUGAAGGGUACUACGAUCUUGACUGACGCCAAGAGCGACGCUUGGAAGACCAAGAAAGAAGCGUUGGAAACCUUGCAAGCAAUCCUAGACCAAGGAAACAAUAAACGGCUCAAGCCGAACAUGGGCGAGAUUGGUCAGAUUCUCAAGGCAAGAGUGGUCGAUACCAACAAGGCUGUCCAAACCCUGGCGCUUGACAUCGUCGCUCGCAUAGCGACCGGCAUGGGCAAGGGAUUUGAAAAGCAUUCCAGACUGUUUGCGACCCCUGUCGCGACUGUGCUCUCCGAUCAAAAGGCGCCUAUCCGCAACUCCGCCCUCCAGACGUUGACCGCGAUUGCAACAGCCUGCGAGGGGUUGGAAUCUCUGGUUGCCGGCUUUGCAACUGCUUUGGAAACGCAGAAUCCACUCCAGAAAGCUACCCUCCUUGGAUGGCUAGCCGAUUGGCUCAAGGAGAACGAGGCCUCUUCCAGCCUAGAUUUACACGCAUGGGCAGCUUCCGUCGUUGGAUCCCUCGAUGAUCGCAACGCUGAUGUUCGCAAAGGUGCUCAAGCCAUCCUGCCUUUCUUGAUCAAGCACGCCGGUUACGACUUCGUUCUGCAACAAACCAAUGCCCUGAAGCCAGCUUCCAGAUCCACGGCCGUUCCUCUCAUCCAGGCUGCCAGGCCAGCCGGUUCCGAGGCCCCAGCUCCUCCUCCUGCAGCCCCCGCACCUGAGAAGAAAGCACCAGCACCAAGGCCAUCGUCCGUGGCUUCGAUCAGACCACCCAGCCGGGCCUCAGAUGGGCCUGGGGCCGCUGCACCAGCCGCCAUGAAGCCUCCUAGCAAACUUGGCGUUCGACGAAAGUUACCCCAGGGCACAAGUCGUCCGGAAUCCCGCGCCGAAUCUGUCGCAGAGUCGGGACUCAGACUGCCUGGUGCUUCAGGCCUCAGAAAACCUGGGGCCCCUGCUGUCCAAUCCCCAGUACAAAGUUCGACAGGGCCUUUCCAUUCCACCAACCCUGACAGUAAACGUUUACGUCUUGGCAAGGAUGUGCAGAAGUGGAUCAACGAGGGCGGGGCGGGUAGGAAGGACUUGGCAGAGUUGCUUCAAACCCAAAUGGAACCGCAUGCCUCCAAGGAGCUUAUUUCUCGGCUAUUCAGCAAUGACCACAAUGCUGUCAAUGACCAUGUUACCGGUUUGGGCAUGAUGGCGGACUUCUACUCCAGCGCUCAGGGGGACGAAAUAGCGGAGAAGAUUUGCAUCGCGAACAUCGACUUCCCACUCAAAUAUGUAUCGUUGAAGGUACACGAGUCCCAGUCGAACCUCGUCGCCAAGUGUCUCGACGUUACUGAGGCGGUUCUUGGAUUUGCGAGAGCCGUGAACUAUCAAUUGAGCGAAAGCGAGGCGAUUUGCUUCGUACCGACCAUGGCCUACAAGCUUGGUGAUGCUCGAGAGCCAGUCAGAAAUCGAGUGUCGUUGAUCAUCCGAAGUCUACCAAAGGUCUACGCAUACAGCCGGAUAUUCCAGUUCCUCCUGGAACACGGUUGUAAGGCCAAGGUCGCUAAAACCCGACAAGGGUCUUUGGAUGAAAUCUCGGCGAUCCUGAAGAAAUCAGGGAUGAGCGCUUGCGAGCCCUCGAAGGCAAUGCCCGCCAUUGCAGCACUCAUUUCUGACAAGGACCCCGCUGUUCGAAAAUCAGCUCUAACCGCGUUGAGUGAGGUCUACACCCUCGUUGGAGAAAAGAUAUGGUCUUUGGUUGGCCCCUUGUCUCCCAAGGACAAGACCCAGCUCGAAGAGCGCCUCCGUCGUGUCCCGGGUCCAAGUACAGUGGAUAAGCCUGAGCCGGCACCUGCACCUUCCGCAGUUCCAGCACCUGUUUCACGGUUGGCAGGGAGCGGCCUUCAACGUCCGAGCAGUCCCGCAAUGUCAAGGUUAGCAAGACCGGCAUCUCCUGCAAGGUCACUAAGACCAGUAUCACCUGCGGUCCCAGCCGUUUCCGCCCCCGAGUCUCCUGUUCGCGCUCGUGCAGGAAGUCUUGCAUCCAAUGGGCCCGCGUCUCCAACAGGCAUCGCUCGCCCCAAAUCUCUUCUGCCCUCCCGAUUGGCAAGACCCAGAACCAACAUGCCUCAGCCCGCAUUUAACUCCGCUGCCACUGCUCCCCCUCCGCCAAGAGAGGAGACGCCUCCACCGCCGGAGCCAGAGCCUCUGAGAAUGAGGACAGCGACUUCGAAUGGGUACCACUCUAGCGAUCGAGAAUUGCCCGCUCCGCGCUCCGAAAGUUCCGACGACGUUACGAUUACGAUCUCUAGCAUACUGAGCAGCGAUCCGACGCGUAGUGUUGAUGCGCUCAAGAAGAUUCAAAAGAUUCUUUCCGUCAGUCCUGAAGCAGGGCCUUCAUCCCCUCAAUAUCGGGACCUGGCUGAACACACAGAAGGACUCAUAGAGACAAUCACACUCCAGAUGGCGCAUGCCUUUGAGAACCCGGAAAACCUUUUGCCAGACGAUAACUUCCGCCUUGCCAAACACCUGAUCCAGACGUUGAACAACUUCUGUGACCAUUCCUUCCUGGCCGAGUCGCUCACGGUGGGGAUUUUAACAUCUCUUCUGGAGGAGUUGACAUUACGGCUAUUGGAGACUGAUGACAGCUCUGUCAAGAAGAUCAAGGAUUUAUCACGGUUCAUCAACAUGAUCAUUCUGCGCUUGUUCGCCACUGGUCGCCGUAUGUCUAUCUUCAGGGCUCUUUUCGCAUUGCUGCUGCAAAUUGUCAAGCCGUUCCCGAGCAGAGGAACCCUCCCUGAUUCCAAGGAAGCCAAAGUUGCUGAAUUGGUGCUGAAGUGUGUUUGGAAGCUGGCACGUAACAUCCCUCAAGACUUGGCCGACUCCGUCUUGGACCCUGUGGAAUUGUUCCCGGCUGUUGAGCACUUCCUUCAGUCUGUUCCUCCCAAUGAAUGGCGAGCACGUGCAACGAACAAGGUACCCUGUGGAGACAUGCCAUUGCGAACAAUCAAGGUGAUCAUUCAGCAUGUCGUCGGUCACUACGGGGACGACGUGUACGAGUUGCUUUCCGCGUCAUUCGACGACCCUUCGGCGACGAUAGUCUACCCCUAUGUGUAUAGGAUUUUGAAUUCGUCCAACAAGGGAGCCGCUGCAGGAGCAGGUGCCCUCCGCGGCAACAUCAACCCUCCCGUUGGCAGGAGCUCACGAGCGAUUUCACCUGCUUCCAGUCGGCCACGAUCCCCUGUCGAUUCUGUUUCAGCACGUUCCCAUCGGGAAGCCACCAGCCAUCGCACCAGCCCCAGUGGUUCUUCGGCCAACGGGAAUCACCCUCCCUAUACACCCGCAGAGGAACCAGACCCAGACGCACAGCUACUAACCAUUAUCGGCCAUAUCUCCAGCGAAACCACGGGGGCACUGCACAAAGAAGGGAUCACCGAGUUACACCACUUCCUCAAAGCGUAUCCGCACAAGCGGCCGAGGGUCGAGAAGAUGCUUGAAUCAACAGGUCCAGUGUUUAGGAAGUACAUCAAUCGUGCAUUGGCAAGCCGUGCCGCCGAAGACCAAGAACGGGAAGUUGCUGUCACACAAUCGCUAGAAAGUACACCCAGCAGGGACCGGGGGAUGCCAAGCCCGACCUUGCGUUCACCUACUCGAGCGACGUCCGGUGCAGCGGAUACUGGAGAGCGCCUUUCUCGGCUCCAUGACAUCUUCCAGUACCGGUCGAGCACUAUCAGCUCGGGGUCGUCUGCACCACGGACAUCCAACGACUUUGGAUCUUCUUAA